CUCUCCGGAAAGCCCGGCGGCAGGAGCAGCUGGUCAGCAAGCGGCUUCUGCGGGAGGACACUGCAGCAGGGGAAGGUGGACAGGAUGGAGCAGAGAUGGUGCCAGACCCUCUCUCGGAGGAUGAGGUUCUUGAGCUGCUCAGAAGUGUGCAGAGGGGCUCAGAAGACAGGAAAACAUCACUCAGCCGCCUCCACUGGGCUCUGCGGAACAGGGAGACUCAGCAGAAGUUUGUCAGGCUGGACGGCAGCAUCCGGACACUCACUGGGCUCUUCACCAGCAGCCUGGCUGACAUGCAGAUGGAGGCAGCCCGCUGUCUCCACGAGCUCUCCCACUCCAGUGACCCUGCCGUGGCUGAGGCGUGUCUGCCAGUGACUUCCUAUCUCCUCACCUACCUCUCGGGACACAGCGUUGAGUUCAUGGAGUUGUGUUUGUACACACUGGGGAACCUGGUAGUGGAAAGCGAAGCUGUGAGGAAACAGCUUCUGCCUCAGGGCAUCAUUCCAGUGCUGGCAUCCUGCAUCCAGUCCCCGCACGAGGCUGUGCUGGAAGGUCUGGGCUACGUCCUCUCGCAGCUCCUCCAAGCCAAGGAAGCCCCCGCAGAGAUCAUACCGUUGGUGCUGGACUCUCCUCUCCCCCAGCACAUGCUUCAGCUGGUUUGUUCCGGCCUCAAGGCUGGGACAGGAGCAGCCGUGGAGUUUGCAUGGUGUCUGCACUACAUCAUUUGUAGCCACACAGCCAACGCAGCAUUGCUGUCCCUGGGGGCCUUGCCUGCCCUCACCUCGCUCUUGCUCAACCUGGCUUCUGAAAUCCCCCUGAAGGCUCCUGAGGGCCUGGAGCUGCUCGUCUGCCCAGUGCUGCGGUGUCUCAGCAACCUGCUCGCGGAGGAGACGGGCUGCGAAGGGCAGAUCCAGGACGAACGCUUGCUCAUUGCCCUCUUCCUCAUCCUCCAGUGCUUCCUCCAGCAGCACCCCUUCAUUGUACAGGAGUGUCUCUGGCUGCUGAACAACCUCACAGCGGAUGAGCCCUUCUUCUGCUCCGCUCUGCUCUCCCUGGACUUGCUCCCAGCCCUGCUGCAGCUCCUGCCGACUUCCCAGAUGGCCAGCGCGUUGGCUGCUGCCGACUUCGUCAGGCAAGGCGGGCACUGGGCCCUUGAGCAGCACCAGAGCACCCCAGAACUCCAAGAGCGGGCACGAGCGCUGCUGGACAUGGUGGGGCAGCCCCUGGGAGCCUCUGCCUGCGCUCCCUGCCAUGCCACGUUGUCUGCCUUCCCCUAG
Eurypyga helias (sunbittern) is the source of this 1274-nucleotide messenger RNA. It is a transcript of the gene TMCO6, whose product is annotated as transmembrane and coiled-coil domains 6. The record is from RefSeq and is a predicted model, not a curated record. NCBI's taxonomy places the organism in Eukaryota, Metazoa, Chordata, Aves, Eurypygiformes, Eurypygidae. Gene Ontology annotation, molecular function: protein binding. The transcript is spliced from 10 exons. The annotation marks the transcript as partial.